GUCAUUCUAUAAACAAAAACGAACGAACGAGUAUUUAAAUUUUAAAAAACAUGUCUUUGAAACAAUCCACAGAAGUCGACCCAAUAAAGAAUGAAAGGACGGGCAACGUGCGAGAAGUUGGCUCGCAAGCAAUAUGGAGUUUGUCGUCGUGCAAGCCCGGCUUCGGGGUUGAUCAGUUGCGAGAUGAUCGGGCGGAUACCUAUUGGCAGUCAGACGGACAGUUGCCCCACCUGGUCAACAUCCAGUUCCAAAGAAAGACCACAGUUAGUGACAUGUACAUUUACACGGACUACAAAUUGGAUGAGAGCUACACGCCAAGCCGUAUAUCAAUAAGAGUUGGUACACAUUUCAAUGACCUGCAAGAGAUUGAGUUGGUUAUGUUAACCGAACCAUCUGGUUGGGUGCAUGUUCCCAUUAAAGAUAUAAGAGAUAGGCCAAUCAGAGUGUUCAUGAUACAAAUAGCUGUGACAAGCAACCAUCAGAAUGGAAGGGACACACACAUGAGGCAAAUCAAAAUUCACAGCCCAAUUGACAAUCCUACUAUUCAACUGGAUAACUUUUUGAACUUCUCCACCGUAGAGUUUCAACAGUUCGCUACAAUUAGAUGAAAUUAUACUGCCUGUAAACUGUUUUCAUAAGUGUAAAUAUUUUUUGAAAUUCUGUAUAUAAUAAAACGUGUAAUUCAACAAUAAAUUAAAUCAUAAGACUGUAA
Aethina tumida (small hive beetle) is the source of this 712-nucleotide messenger RNA. It is a transcript of the gene APC10, whose product is annotated as anaphase-promoting complex subunit 10. The coding region runs from base 51 to 608 and encodes 185 amino acids. Gene Ontology annotation, cellular component: anaphase-promoting complex. Lineage: Eukaryota; Metazoa; Arthropoda; Insecta; Coleoptera; Nitidulidae. The record is from RefSeq and is a predicted model, not a curated record. Gene Ontology annotation, biological process: protein K11-linked ubiquitination; anaphase-promoting complex-dependent catabolic process. The transcript has 2 exons.